Triticum aestivum (bread wheat) is the source of this 1062-nucleotide messenger RNA. Its product is annotated as protein PLASTID TRANSCRIPTIONALLY ACTIVE 7. NCBI's taxonomy places the organism in Eukaryota, Viridiplantae, Streptophyta, Magnoliopsida, Poales, Poaceae. The transcript has 4 exons. The coding region runs from base 97 to 651 and encodes 184 amino acids. The record is from RefSeq and is a predicted model, not a curated record. Gene Ontology annotation, biological process: plastid transcription. Gene Ontology annotation, cellular component: plastid-encoded plastid RNA polymerase complex.
CAUCCCUCAAAAAAAAAAAGCAGCGCUUGUCGUGCCCAAACGGCUCGAUAACUGGAUGAGGUAAGAAACAGCCUCGCGAACAUCCUGGUCCAAAAAAUGGCCAUGGCAAUGGCCGCUUCCUUCGCCGCCCGCCACCACCACGGGCACCUCGCCGCCGGCCUCCCCUCCACCCCUCAAUCGGGCGGAAGGACUAGCCGCAGCGCUGCCACCAUCUCCAUGAAGGCUCAGAAAAAGCAGAGCAGUGAGCCUGGAAGUGGGAAGGGGGGCGGGGACGGGCGAGUAAGCGGUGGGCGGCGAGUGUGGCGUCGCCGGAAACUGACCAAAGAGGAUGACAUGUUGCGUUACAAGUUGGAUCGUAUCCCUUUCUUAGAAGAGAAAGUGAGAAAAGUAAGGGAAAAUGGGAAGCUUGUGUGCUUGGAUAUCAACCAGCUCAUGUUAUCUCAAGAGAACAGAUUCGCAUUCACAAUGGAGGUGGCAGAAGAAGCUAACGCCUAUCUUGAGAAGCACAGGCAUGAGUAUGGAUUGAAAAAACCUAUACUGCAUGUGCUUAGCGAUCGUAUGAAUGAAGCUGGAUUUUCUCGGCCAGAGGGUUACCUUUAUCCUUAUCCUAUCAAGCCUGGGCCUUAUUUCAUAAAAGAAGAAGGGAAUUGAAUAGAAUCACAUGCUCUAUAGACCAAGGAACACAAGUUUGGGGGGUUCCUAACAGAAUGGAGCGGUCUGGUCUGCAGGGCUCCUAGUUUUUCUUGUAUACACUACGCAGUUGAGAAGGAAUUUGAAAGCUCUGGAACAACUUACAAAAUCAAAAUGCUCAGAUAAAUCAAAAUCAAGAUACGUUUUGUCCCGGGAGCUCUGAAGAUUUGCACCCAGACCUCCAUGUUAGUAUAUAACGUGAAGCGAAGGUAGCCUGUUGUUUCUUGACGUCGUCUGUGUUGCUUCAGUGCUGUCACGGGAUCGGAAUGCUGAGGUUUGCUGAACAAGAUCUCCUGGCCCAUUUUAUUGUUGUCUUGAAAUAUUGUAUAGAUAUUGGGAUAUUUACGAUAAUUUACGUCUUCUUUCGAUUAA